AUGCUGAAUUUGUGUUCAUAUUCUGCUAUGAUACUAGGAUUGAUAAGUCUACCAGGCUUACUUAUUAACUUAUAUGUACUUUUCAAACUCUCAACACGAAAACCUCCGUUCAGUGGAUUUCAAAAACUUUGCAUAAUGAAAUCUGUUCCUAAUUCAAUAGUUUGCUUUACAUUUUUAGUGUGGUCAACACCAUUAUGUAUCAUACAUCCAACGUAUGAAUCCGUGCCACGAAGUGUUAAUGUAGGGUUUGGUCAAGUUGCUGGAUGGGGUGCUUAUAUUUUGGGUCCAUUAAUUCAAGUAUGCAUGUCGUUCAACCGAUUUUAUGUUUUAUACUUUCCGAUGUCUUCAAUAAAAGCUUCGAAUUUUCCUUUUACCAAUACCGCUAUAUUUUUAGCAUUAUGUAUUGCAGUCGUCUACACAGUGAUUGGAUUUCCUGACAAAUGCGGUUUUGUAUUUGAUCCAGAGGUACUGUCUUGGAGACCGGAAGAAUUUGAUUGUGCUCUGUGGUUGGCUGACUUUAUUUUCUAUUCUAUUCUGAUCCUGUCAAUCACUUCUAAUUCACUCAAUUUUGCCACUUUCUUGAAACUUGUUUCUAGUCGAGUAGAAGGAGUGUCUUCUGGAGAUAGCAGUACAAGGAGAAAACGGAGGAUUAGUAUGUAUAUACAGAGUGUGCUGCAAGACACACUUCACUUGAUCGACAUGAUCAAUUGCACAAUACUCUUCAAACUCAAUUCAGCAAUUUGGUAUCAGUUCAUUUUUCUGUCCGUCAGUUUUCUAUCGAUUCAUGCGCUGGACGGAAGCGUCAUGCUAUAUUUCCAUACUGAGAUACAUCCGCAAUGGUGUCGCAGAUUGUUGAAGCCCAAAUCGAGGACUGGAACUAUUUUUGUGAACAGAUCUAAAAUAUCUUCCUUCCAUCCUUCUGAUUAAUUCUAAUCAUUCGAAGUUUUGUAGAAUUUAUACCGAGUUUUCACAUUGAAUUCUUGGAAUUCGUGAGAGAAUAUGUGAAAAUUUGCAAUUUCUCAAACUAU
Messenger RNA from Caenorhabditis elegans, 1028 nucleotides. RefSeq names its product 7TM GPCR serpentine receptor class x (Srx) domain-containing protein (gene srx-125). The record is from RefSeq and is marked reviewed. NCBI's taxonomy places the organism in Eukaryota, Metazoa, Nematoda, Chromadorea, Rhabditida, Rhabditidae. The coding region runs from base 1 to 927 and encodes 308 amino acids. The transcript has 8 exons.